Molecule: messenger RNA, 3813 nt
Organism: Miniopterus natalensis
Lineage: Eukaryota; Metazoa; Chordata; Mammalia; Chiroptera; Miniopteridae
Source: RefSeq, a predicted model, not a curated record
AUAUACACACAUACAUGUGGGAACCCUGCCCACAUGAGUGGUUCAGAGACAGUAAGGGGAAUUGAGGUAUGUAAGACCUCCUGAGCUAGGGGGAGGUGAUGCACCUUGGAGCUUCCCAGAGUCAUUGCAGGAAGAUAAGAAGAGCAGACCUUCAGUAAACAGAAGUUUGCCCUGCCCUAUGGAGAGGUUGAAAGAAGUUAUCUCUGAUAAAGGCUUAUGGGCAAGGCUUCUAAUUCAAAUUCUUCUUGAUAAUUAAGGGGGGUUGGGCAGAAGAUUCUCUUGAGUCUGUGGCUAAAGUUGUCUUUAGCUCAGAACAAUCUGCAUACCUCAGAGACACACGUUGGGGUGAAUUUCCCUGGACUCCCAUACGGGCAUGCCAGCAGUGGCUUGAGAUCAGGGUCUGGUGGUGCUCAGGAGCUGUAUGAUGUGAGGAGGCUUGGAAAGCAUAUCUGAUGCCAGUCCUGUGCCCUGAGGCUGAGGAACCUGCAGACACGGAGGGGCACAUUGGGAGGGCUUCUGACCCUUGUCUGACUUCUGCCCCUUGCCUUUCAGUUUGCAUGACCAACUGCCCAACGCUAAUUGUCAUGGUGGGCCUUCCUGCCAGGGGCAAGACCUACAUCUCAAAAAAGCUCACUCGCUACCUGAACUGGAUUGGCGUCCCCACGCGGGAAUUCAACGUUGGUCAGUAUCGCCGGGACAUGGUCAAGACGUAUAAAUCUUUCGAGUUUUUCCUUCCAGACAACGAAGAGGGCCUGAAAAUCAGAAAGCAGUGUGCCCUGGCAGCUCUCCGUGAUGUCCGGCAGUUCCUUAGUGAGGAGGGGGGACAUGUGGCGGUUUUUGAUGCAACAAAUACCACCCGAGAACGGAGAGCAACCAUCUUUAAUUUUGGGGAACAGAACGGCUACAAGACCUUUUUCGUUGAGUCCAUCUGUGUGGAUCCCGAGGUCAUAGCUGCUAACAUCGUGCAAGUGAAACUGGGCAGCCCUGACUAUGUCAACCGUGAUAGCGAUGAGGCCACGGAAGAUUUCAUGAGGCGCAUCGAGUGCUAUGAGAAUUCGUAUGAGUCUCUGGAUGAAGACCUGGACAGGGACCUGUCCUACAUCAAGAUCAUGGACGUGGGGCAGAGCUACGUGGUGAACCGUGUGGCCGACCACAUCCAGAGCCGCAUUGUGUAUUACCUCAUGAACAUCCAUGUCACCCCCCGCUCCAUCUACCUCUGCCGGCAUGGGGAGAGCGAGCUGAACCUCAAGGGCCGGAUCGGUGGGGACCCAGGACUAUCUCCCCGGGGCAGGGAGUUUGCCAAGAGCCUGGCCCAGUUCAUCAGUGAUCAGAACAUCAAGGACCUGAAGGUCUGGACAAGCCAAAUGAAGAGGACAAUCCAGACAGCGGAGGCCCUGGGUGUGCCUUACGAGCAGUGGAAGGUCCUCAAUGAGAUCGAUGCGGGCGUCUGUGAGGAAAUGACCUAUGAGGAGAUCCAGGACCAUUAUCCACUGGAGUUUGCCCUGCGGGACCAGGACAAGUACCGGUACCGGUACCCCAAGGGGGAGUCCUACGAGGACCUGGUGCAGCGACUUGAGCCUGUCAUCAUGGAGCUGGAGCGGCAGGAGAACGUGCUGGUCAUCUGCCACCAGGCGGUGAUGCGCUGCCUCCUGGCCUACUUCCUGGACAAGGCGGCAGAACAGCUGCCCUACCUCAAGUGUCCUCUGCACACCGUGCUGAAGCUGACCCCGGUGGCGUACGGUUGUAAAGUAGAGUCCAUAUUCCUGAACGUGGUGGCUGUGAACACGCACCGGGACAGGCCUCAGAAUGUAGACAUCUCGAGGCCUCCAGAGGAAGCCCUCGUCACAGUCCCUGCUCACCAAUGACCCUGUCAUCCACUGUGACCUCCGGGCAGGUAUUGGUCUCUGCAGACAAGGUUGUGCCAGACCCCCUCGGCCCGUGAGACAGUCACCAUGCAGGAACUCCGCCAUGGCCAUGUGUGGCUGGUGGUACCCAGAACCCCCCACCCCAGGCUGCCUGUUUCCUGUUGAUAGCUCUGGGGUCCUUUGUACCUGGUGCCCAACCUGCAGCUAGAAGUUAUUCAGCCAGACUGCCCCUGCUCUGGGCUGGUGAGAAAUUUCCAGCACCUGGCCCUUCUCUGGUAGCUUCCAGGUGUUCUUGCUCACUGUCGGCGUGGCUUCAUGAUGUAUAAACCCCUAAAAUGUGAAACGGGAUCCUCCCACCAUGGCCAAGCUGCCUGGGGUUGGCCUGGGGACCCCUGCAGGCAUUCUGCUGGCCUGUCUGUGGCCAUUUCUGGAGCCAGAGGCAAGAGAGGCAAGGUCUUCAUGGGCUCCCGCAUUCCGCCGCCCUGCGGGGACUGAAGAGCUUUGGCCGCUGCAGACACCGGACCGGCCAGGCCCCUCUCCCGAGCAGUAGGCUCGCAUCAGCACAAUGCGCUGUGCAGAAAUCGCAGGGAGCCAGCACCUGCGGUCGCCCUUCCCGGUCCCAUACACUGGAGUACUUUGGGAGCCAGUGGCCAAGGCUGACCCUUGCCCUCUACUCUCUCAGUGAAACCAGGGAAAGCAGGGCGGGUGUAUGAGUCACCUUCCCAGCCCACCUGCCCGAGACUCAGGGAGAAGCUGCCGUCCCUUCUACCCCCUCCCUGCCCGCCACCAUGGCUGCCUGUGUCCACACAGGAGUGGACACCGGGGCGGGGACAUGCAUUUGCUGUGUGGGAUUCAAAACAGCUUGUGUGGUCCUGUGAAGCCUGCCCCGGCUUUGGUUGACCUCCACCUGUGGGCCUGAGCAGGGGGAGGUCGGGACCUGAAGGCAGCCUGUCCAGGGGGAUUUCCCCGGACGUGUCACAGCUUUUGAUUCACGUGCACAGGAGCCUGUUGAAAAUGACCUCGGGGAGUCUGCCAUUUGUCAUGCCCCUGAGUUCUUUUGGGCCCAGAGAGGCCAGCCAGGCAGCGGGUUCUGGCUUCAUUUUAGAGCUCGGCCAACUGGCCAACAAGUUAGGAGCUGGCUGAGAAAGUGUCUGGCUUUGUCGUUGGAUGACUGCUGUCCAUGGGUGGACCUUGCUGAAGUCAGGCCCCAGAAUCCCCAGCCGCUUCAUACCUGCCACCUUUCCUAGGCUGUGCCGGAAGAACAGCCCGCCUUUCCCAGUCCCCAGGGCUUUGCAGCCUGCAUGGCCACCUGCCCCUGAGGGAAGUCUGGCCCUGGCCCUGGCCCUGGCCCUGGCCCUGGCCCUGGCUGGAGGUCUCAUUGUGUGCUGCAGCAGCUGUGGACAGAUGUCCUGGUGAGGCCAGGGCAGGAUCCUCCUGAACUCACUUCCUGUCAGAGCCCUGGGGCCAGAGGACCAUGCCACAGCCUUUGGGAUGGGGACUCCAGCCUUUGCUUCUGUGUCCACUGGAGUUUGGGUGACUUUUGGUCACCUGGACAUAUUUACUUUAGCCAUAGUGGUCCCUUUGGUUAGUGGCCCGUACAUCAGGAUGUCACCACCUCUCCAGGACCUCAGGCUGGCUGAGGCAAGACCAGUGAGGCCUUUUGCUUCUGUCCAGAGGGCAGUCAGGGCUGUUGGACCUGGGUGUGUCCCCAAGACUGGGCUAGGGCAGAGGGAAGUGGGUCACAGUGUGGGCUUGGGCAGCCCCUCCCACCUCUGCCCGGACUAGUCUCUGCACGGACCACCGCCUGGCAGCUGCCAGGGUUCAGCCAUGACAGUCGAUGUGUUGUGUUGUGGGUGUUUUCUGCUCGCCCUGGAAGGGGUUGUGUGGGAUCUCGGCCACACAUCACACUGUGUCCAGCACUCUUUGCAAUAAAUACUUGUUAAAAAGA